Didymodactylos carnosus is the source of this 1623-nucleotide messenger RNA. The record is from the annotation of a GenBank genome assembly. NCBI's taxonomy places the organism in Eukaryota, Metazoa, Rotifera, Eurotatoria, Philodinida, Philodinidae.
AUGUCUCCCGAUUUUAUUAACUUCCGUCAAUACGGAAAUUUUGUGUUUGGGUUUGUUCACAUUCUAAUCAAUUUGUUAUCAACUGCAAGUCAUGUUUUGGAAUCCUUUAUGUUUUUUUUGAUGGGAUGGUAUGAUUUGUAUAUGUACACACCAUUACAAGUUCAUCUAUCACCUCACAUAGCUAAAAUACCUCGAUUUAUUCGUAUUGGUAAAAUCACUAUAACAAUAUUUAAUGCUAAUAUUGUUACUUAUUCUCGAACAUUCCUGAUUAUACCCAUUGCAUGGCUUCUCAAAUAUGAUCAUAAUAUAUGGGCAUGUCUAUUAGUAAUUAUACAUGAUUUUCUCGAUCAUGUUGAUGGCAUUGUCGCUAAAACACAAAAACGAAUCUAUGGUGAAAUUGAUGACCCAUUAUUGGGUGGUUUCAUGGACGCAUUUUGUGAUAAAAUUGUCAAUAUAUUCUGUUUAUGGUCAAUAUUGCAAGAAACAGAUUUUUCACAAACAUCUUAUUUACAAACAAUAGCAUUCAUUUGUUUAUGUUACACAAUAAUUGGACUAGAAACAGCAAUUGGUAUUGUUCGUGUACAAGAUUAUUUUCAUGCAUCGAUAAAUAAUCAUAAACCGAUAUCAGGAAUACAUGCAACAGCAUCAGCAAUGGAAGGAAAAUUGAAGGAGAAAUUAGAAUCGAUGGGAUUAGCUUUCUUGUGUUUAUCAACAGGACAUUCUCUACCAUUCAGUCAUUGGUUUCGAUUAGCUUAUGCAAGUUUAGCUCAGAAACUUCGAGCAAGAAAGAAAAUAGAAAUUACAGUUACUAAAUCAGAGCCAGCACCGUUUCAACGUUCAAUUGGUAUUAUUAAUGGAACAAAAUGGAGUACAGAAACAGUAGCUCGUGGAAGAGCAAUGACAUUAGGUUCAGCGAUGAGAGAGCCAAAGCGUCAAACAACACCUCCAAGCACUAGUCCCAGUGGCAGCAUUACAAAUAUUAACGUGAACAGUAACAACAACAAUAACAAUACAAACAAUCCCUUUAUGAAUGGAAAAUCACCAGAAAAACCUCGAUCUAAAUCGCCAACUAUUCAGCAAAUAAAAGAAGAAGAUGAAGAAAUAAGUGAUGAAGACAUCAGGGAGCGUACGAUGACCCGCAGUGCAUCGUUGCCAGCAAUUUGGAUUGAUGGACGAGCUGAUAAAGUAUAUACAAUUGGGUGUUUCGAUUUAUUUCAUGAAGGUCAUCGAUUAUUAUUGUUACGUAUGAGACAAUUUGGUCGUGAAGUCAUUGUUGGUGUUCAUGAUAGUCGCAGUAUUUAUAAAUUGAAACAACGUGUGCCUGUUGAUGGUACUGAAAGACGAAUGUUAAAUGUUAAACAACAUGCUGACCAAGUUUAUUGUGUAUCGGCGACAGAUCCCAGUGCAUUUGUCACGUGUAUUGUUCAUUUAAAAGAGGAUGAAUCGGCGUUAUACGUACGUGGUGAUGAUAUGGCCGAUUUUCCAUCAAGACAUGUUGUAGAAGAACUGAUGCCGGUGAGAUUUUUACCUUACACACAUGGUGUGUCAAGUACAAAACUAAGACAAGAACUCUAUUCACAUAUAAAUUCGGAUGAUCUCGACCAUUUGGAAAAGGUUAAUUGA